AUGGCGGCCACCAAUGGCUCGUCCACGGCAACAAAAGUCCCAAUCCUGGGCAACGAGAGCAUCAUCGUCGACUACGGCCUCUGGCCGCACUAUGCCACCAACGACCUUCUGACGAACAUUGUCAGCUCCACUUACAUACUCGUCUGCGACACGAAUCUUGCCCAGCUAGAGUACGUCUCAGCAUUCCGGAGCAGCUUCGAAGCAGAGCGCACGAGGCAAGGCAAAACAGAGGCAGAUGCUCGACUCCUCAUUUACGACCGCAUUGCGCCUGGCGAGACAUCAAAGAGUCGGCAAACAAAAGCGGACAUAGAAGAUUGGCUUUUGGAGCAAGGAUGUACAAGAGACACGGUCAUUCUGGCGCUCGGAGGUGGUGUCAUGGGUGACUUGCUCGGCUUUGUCGCAGCAACAUACAUGCGCGGAGUACGAUUUGUACAGAUUCCUACAUCCUUGCUGGCUAUGGUGGACAGCAGCAUUGGUGGAAAGACUGCAAUCGAUACACCACUGGGCAAGAAUUUGAUCGGCAGCUUCUGGCAGCCCGAGAGGAUCUACAUUGAUCUUGCGUUCCUGGAGACCUUGAACAAGCGACAGGUGUGCAAUGGCAUGGCAGAGGUGGUCAAGACAGCGGCGAUUUGGGACGAGAAAGAGUUUGAGCGGCUGGAGGAGGGCGCGGAUGCUAUCAUGGCAGCGUUAGACAAGCCGGUCGGCAAGGGACGUUUCGCAGGCAUCGAGGAUGUAUUCAAGAGAAUCGUGCUGGGCAGCGCGAGAGUCAAAGCAGAAGUUGUGAGCAGCGAUGAGAGAGAAGGUGGACUGCGGAAUCUUCUAAACUUUGGACACUCGAUUGGACAUGCGUACGAGGCAAUUUGGACGCCUGAGAUUCUCCACGGAGAAUCGGUCGCAGUCGGCAUGGUCAAGGAAGCCGAGCUGGCACGCUAUCUGGGUGUCUUACCUCCGGGUGCCGUGGCCAGGCUUACAAAGUGCAUCGCAAGCUAUGGCCUGCCGACUGCCAUCGACGACAAGCUCAUCACUAAGUGGACAGACAAGCAAUGCCCUGCAGACGAGCUCCUGAGGCGCAUGGCUGUGGACAAGAAGAACGCGGGCUCGAAGAAGAAGAUCGUCUUGCUGUCUGCUAUAGGUCGAUGUUACGAGCCACAGGCGACCAAGGUCGACGACAAGGACAUUCGUAUCGUGCUGUGCCCGGCCAUCUCCGUCAAGCCGGGAGUGCCAAAGGCUCUGAAUGCAUCCUGCAAGCCCCCUGGCAGCAAAAGCAUCUCCAAUCGCGUCCUUUUGCUCGCAGCAUUGGGCGCUGGAAAGUGCAAGAUCAGCAAUUUACUGCACUCUGACGAUACCCAGUUCAUGCUCACAGCAAUCGCCAAACUCGGUGGCGCUACAUACAGCUGGGAAGACGAGGGUCGCGUACUGGUCCUGAAUGGUAACGGCGGUGCCCUGAAAGCCUCGCCCGAGGAGAUCUACAUCGGGAAUGCAGGCACGGCAUCGCGAUUCCUCACAACUGCUGUCACUCUCGCGCGUGGAAGCUCGUCUGCAUCUCACACGGUCUUGACAGGCAAUGCCCGCAUGCAAGAGCGCCCGCAGGGACCUCUUGUCGACGCAUUGCGGUCGAACGGUGUUGACAUUGAGUAUUUGGGCAAAGCUGGAAGCCAGAGCUUACCACUGCGCAUCGCCGCGGCAGGCGGCUUUGAAGGAGGCGACAUUGAGCUAACGGCAAAGGUGUCAUCUCAAUACGUCUCCUCAAUCCUGAUGUGCGCGCCGUAUGCCAAGAAGCCAGUCACGCUGCGUCUCGUUGGUGACAAGGUCAUCAGCCAGCCAUACAUUGACAUGACGAUUGCCAUGAUGGCCGACUUUGGCGUACAGGUCACUCGAAGCAAAACCGAAGCAAAUGUGUACCAUGUGCCCAAGCAGCAAUACCAGAACCCGACGGAGUACGAGGUCGAAAGCGAUGCUAGCAGUGCCACGUACCCUCUCGCUGUUGCUGCGAUCACUGGUACGAAGUGUACGGUCCCCAACAUCGGCUCUGCAUCAUUGCAAGGCGAUGCGCGUUUUGCCGUGGACGUCCUGAGGCCGAUGGGCUGUGAGGUGGUGCAGACCAAAACCAGCACAACAGUAACCGGACCACCAAUCGGAGAGCUCCAGCCAUUGUUUCAUGUCGACAUGGAGCCCAUGACGGAUGCUUUCCUCACAGCCUCUGUUCUAGCCGCGGUCGCGAAGCCAAACAAGGCGGGUGCCACAACAAAGAUCACUGGCAUCGCAAAUCAGAGGCAAAAAGAGUGCAAUCGUAUCAAAGCUAUGCAUGACGAACUUGCCAAGUUUGGUGUGACGUGUCGAGAGCUCGAUGAUGGGAUCGAAAUCGAUGGCCGUGGUUCAGAUCUUCAGCCUGCCAGUGAAGGUAUUCAUUGCUAUGACGAUCAUCGCGUUGCCAUGAGUUUUGCUGUACUGGCCACGAUUGCACCUCGUGAUACUCUGAUCAUGGAGAGAGAAUGUACGGGCAAGACUUGGCCCGGUUGGUGGGAUCAGAUGAAGCAAGUCUUCGGCGUGGAACUGGAGGGCGUUGAGCCCCAAGGUUCGCAGCACACCCUUGCUAAAGGUAUCAACGGCCAUGUUCCGGACCGCGAGGUCAAGAAGUCCAUCUUCAUCAUCGGUAUGCGGGGAGCAGGCAAGACUACCACCGGUGGUUGGGCAUCGAAGAUUCUUGGCUGGCCUUUCUUGGAUAUGGACACCGAACUCGAGGCUCGCGAAGGCAUGAGUAUACCAGAAAUGUUAAAGGACAAUGAUUGGGCCGGAUUCCGUCAACGUGAGUUCAAGCUUCUCCGGAGCUUGAUGAAAGAGAAGCCGAACGGACACAUCAUCGCCACAGGAGGUGGUAUAGUUGAGACGCCCGAAGCACGAGAGCUUCUGAAGGAAUGGCAAAAGGUACGUGAUGGCAUGGUGCUUUAUGUGACGCGUGACAUCAACUCCAUCAUCGACUACCUGCAAAUCGACAAGACCCGGCCGGCCUAUGUGGAAGACAUGAUGGGCGUCUUUCUCCGACGUAAGCCUUGGUUCGAAGCAUGUAGUAAUCUCCACUACCACUCACAGCCAGUGGACGAGUCUGCUGCGAUUGCCGGAUGGACCAGCCCACUGGAUGACUUCUCACGUUUCCUUCACACCAUGACUGGCAGGUCUGGAGCAAUGAGCCACAUUCAAGCGAAGGAGCACUCCUUCUUCGUCGCGCUGACCGCUCCAACUAUCCAAAGCGUGCUUCCUCUCCUGCCAGAAGUCACUAUGGGAUCGGACGCCAUUGAGCUUCGUGUUGAUCUUCUGGUAGACCCAGCAGCGUCCGAUGGGCUUCCCAGGCCCGAGUUCCUCAAAGACCAGGUCUCACUUCUCCGCGCAUCAUCACGACUGCCAUUGAUCUUCACCCUUCGAUCUGUAUCUCAAGGAGGUCGUUUCCCUGACGGCGAUGUGGAACGCGCCGUGGCCCUUUACCGAGAAGGUCUGCGCAUGGGCUUCGACUUUGUUGAUCUUGAACUCACUUCGCCUCCUGAAGUGAAGGAGUACGUGCUCAAUCACCGCAAGAUGUGCAUCAUCAUCGCCUCUCAUCACGAUCCGAAGGCCACACUAUCUUGGGCCAAUGGUGCAGCCGACUGGAAGCCUCUGUUCGCCAGUGCCCUUUCGUACGGUGAUAUUGUGAAGCUCGUUGGCGUUGCCAAAACAACCGAUGACAACGAUGACCUGAAGAUCUUCAAGAAAUGGGUCGCCAAGGCACAUCCGGACACACCUGUCAUCGCAAUCAACAUGGCCGAAGCUGGAAAGAGCAGCCGUGUGUUCAAUGGCUUCAUGACUCCCGUCUCGCAUCCCGCGAUGCUGGCCAAGGCCGCACCUGGCCAGCUUCCAGCCGCAGACAUUCGUCGAGUUCUUGGCUUAAUGUCCUACAUUGAGCCUAAGAAGUUCUGCAUCUUUGGGAAGCCGGUGCAGCAUAGCAGGAGUCCAGCUUUGCACAACGCCCUAUUUCAACUCACAGGACUACCGCAUGCUUAUGGUAUCCACGAAACCGAUCGGGCUGCCGACCUCGUGGACAUCAUUCGUGCACCCGACUUCGGCGGCGCAAGCGUGACAAUUCCACUGAAGCUGGACGUUAUGCCACUGCUCGAUGUUGUCGACUCUGCUGCAAAGACGAUUGGCGCAGUCAACACAGUCGUGCCUUCGUUGGACACUGCUACUGGCAAGACCAUUCUGACAGGGCACAACACCGACUGGCAGGGCAUCAUUCUCUCUCUUCGUAAUGCCGGCUCCAAAGUACCUGGCCACGGAGUGCAACAAGCCGGCAUGGUUGUCGGUGGUGGUGGCACAGCGCGUGCAGCAAUUUACGCUCUCAAGAACAUGGGGUACAGUCCGAUAUACCUUGUCGGCAGGAACAAGACGAAGCUCGCAACACUGACCCAGAGCUUUGCUCAAGACUACAAUAUCCAGCUACUGAGCAGCGAGGAUGAAGUCAAAGCCAUUCCGAAUAACAAACAGCCAGUGGUCGCUGUCGGUACCAUUCCGGGCGACUUGCCCAUUGACGCUGGGUUGGAGGCAAUCUUGAGAUCGGUGUUCAAGAUGGAGAACGACAAUAGCAAGGUCUUGCUCGAGAUGGCAUACAAGCCGGCGGUCACACCUCUUGUGGAGUUGGUCAGCAGUAGAGGGUGGAAGACGGUGCCUGGUCUGGAGCCCUUGGUGGGACAGGGUGUGCAUCAGUUCAAGUGGGUUUCCCGACUGCUUUGGACGGAUAUCAUGCCUCUGUACAGCGUCAGUCGAGAUGCUGUCAUGGGCAAGUAGAACCCAGGUCGCCGUCCGCUCUUGGCCUUCUAAGGGGUGGCGCGGAGCUGUACAAUUCAUGUACUAUCGACAUUCGCCCAAGCUUGAGGGCGAUGAACACAGAGUCAUCGUCAACUGCCUCGGGACGUAUUGUAUUCUUUCUCAUG
This is a messenger RNA of Zymoseptoria tritici IPO323, 4958 nucleotides long. It is a transcript of the gene ARO1, whose product is annotated as AROM pentafunctional protein, ARO1. Gene Ontology annotation, biological process: aromatic amino acid biosynthetic process; chorismate biosynthetic process. Gene Ontology annotation, molecular function: shikimate 3-dehydrogenase (NADP+) activity; 3-dehydroquinate dehydratase activity; shikimate kinase activity. Lineage: Eukaryota; Fungi; Ascomycota; Dothideomycetes; Mycosphaerellales; Mycosphaerellaceae. The transcript has 3 exons. Bases 1 to 4812 code for a protein of 1603 amino acids. The record is from RefSeq and is a predicted model, not a curated record. Gene Ontology annotation, cellular component: cytoplasm.